AUGGUCACAGCAAUUCGAUCAGUAAUUAGAAGAAUUGCAUAAGAAGAGUAGUCGAGCGUGUCUCCGUCCGGAGGUAUAGAACAAUUUAUUUUGUUUCGCAACAAUUAUUUGUCUAUCAACUUGUCUCAGCGGUGACACAAGCAUUUUUAGUGCUACUGCAUAAAUAUGUGUGAAAAAAAAAGAUGAAAUUCAUUCAAAGGGAUAAAGCUCGCACGAAAUGAUGACCAGAGUGAUUCUUAUUGUUCUGUGCAGCCUUUGCUUGCUGCUGAUAGAAUCAGCGAAUUCAUUAAAAUGCAGAACAGGUGUCCAACAGGCGAAUGAUCAGUACCGGAAGAUCAUACAAAUUUGCAAGAAACGAUCUAUGACUGAUAAUGAUUAUAGCAACAAUGAUUCGUCGAAUGAAGACGAUGAUGAUGAUUCUUUAAGCGUAGAUUUAUUUGGCACAAAGUUCCUUAUGAAUGGCGGUAGCAAGUAUUCCAACAUGCAAUCUUGGAAAGAUCCCUAUGAGAAUCGGAAUCACGGGAAUAACCAGAAAAACAACGAUCGACGCUAUUCCGUCAAUUAUACAAAUGGAAACUGGAGAAACAUCCAAUAUUCUUCUCGUGGCAAUAAUCGCGAUUUUAGUUAUUCCGAUGGAGUUGGUAGACCAAGUUACGACCCAAUGUAUAAUGGCAAUUCUGAAAACUACGACAAGCAACAAGUAGGCUGUAUCACUCAGUGUUUCUUCAAUGAAUUAAAUAUGGUAGAUCAAAGAGGAUUCCCCGAGCAAAUUUCAAUCAUCCAGUUUAUGACACGUAACAUACAUAAUCCAGAAUUACAGGACUUUAUAGAAGAAGCUAUCAUAGAAUGUUUUCAUUAUCUGGAUUCAGAUGUAAGGCAGGAUAAAUGUUACUUCUCGGAAAAUCUCCUAAUUUGUUUGAUUGAGAAAGGAAAGGAAAGAUGCGAAGAUUGGGAUGAUUAAUAGUAUUGUACAGAUGUUUAUAUAUUAUAUACAUAUAUAU
Messenger RNA from Wasmannia auropunctata (little fire ant), 1001 nucleotides. It is a transcript of the gene Obp59a, whose product is annotated as general odorant-binding protein 71. The coding region runs from base 218 to 961 and encodes 247 amino acids. Gene Ontology annotation, molecular function: odorant binding. The transcript is spliced from 6 exons. Lineage: Eukaryota; Metazoa; Arthropoda; Insecta; Hymenoptera; Formicidae. The record is from RefSeq and is a predicted model, not a curated record.